Molecule: messenger RNA, 1237 nt
Organism: Penaeus monodon (black tiger shrimp)
Lineage: Eukaryota; Metazoa; Arthropoda; Malacostraca; Decapoda; Penaeidae
Source: RefSeq, a predicted model, not a curated record
AGAUGGAGAAUCCGGCGUUCCUGGACAGCGACCAGUCCGUGUACGAGAGUGUGCGAGGGACGCCCCAAGCCAUGUCGCAGCGACGGCCUCACCACCUGCCCGCCAUCCACCAUGCCCACACUCACUCCCCCCGCGGCGUCGGCGGCCCCCACCACGUGGCCCACGUCCACAACGGCCGGAUGAUCGGUGUGACGGGCGUGCCGGGCCCCAUGGUGGUGCCGGGCACCGUGGUGCAGGUGUCGGGCGUUCCCGCCGCGUCAGGAGGGACGCACAACACCCUGUACCCGGACCCUUCCCUGCCGCCCCUCUACCCUGCCCACCUCGCUCCGCACGCCCGCGUGGCCCAGGCUGAGCCCAUGUACUCCUGCCAGGCUCCCCGGGGCCACGACCACGUCUAUCAGUGUCCCGGCCACAGGGGGGACCACUUCGACCACCGCGACCACCACCUGGACCCCCGGGGGGACACCCGGGACCGCCUCGGGCCUCGGGACCACCACCUGGACCCCCGCGAGCACCACCUCGAGCCCCGCUUGGUGGCAAUAUAAGUGCUUUCGGAGGAAAAUCGCCGAAACUCAUUGAAGUCACGGAAACCGGCAAUAGUGUUGUGGAAGGAGAAUUCCGAAUAAUCAAUCAGAACUUCUGGCGGGGGCUGGAAGACCCGACGUCGGAGGAGCACAAGGCGAUGGCCCAGUCCAUAGAGAGAGAGCUGGAUACCUUGUUCCUGGCAUCAGUUUGGUCUCAAGAAUAUAACCAUAGUCAAGUCAUAUCCUUUGCGGAGGGUUCCCUUUUGGUACGAGCUAAGCUUGUACUGAACACAGCAGAUGUGGCAGCAGCACAGAAGCUGGGCACAGCUUUCUUACGUGGCUUGCACAAUCGCCAUGGACAUGAAUGGAUGGGCCAAUAUUCUGUAGAUAUAACAUCAAUUAGAUUCACUGAAGUGUUAGUAGACACCCCACCUAUUUCCACAACUGGUACCCCAAUAAUGACAACCACAGUCAGAGAAGACUCGGCAUUCUCAACUACAGCAGAGGAGGCAUUAGUUGCAGCCAAGCCUACUGAACUCCCUCACCUGAACGUAGGAUGGGGUCAGUGGGGGCCUUGGUCAACAUGCUCUCCCUUGCUCACCGCAGUACGAUCAGAUACGAACACGGCAGUGUCAUUUGGAUGCGGGCCGUGGCCUGCUUAUCAACAGUAUUGAGCCGUGUCUCCCAUCUGGUCUUGGCCAUCAGCUGCAAGG